AAAGCGUCUGCAUGAAAAAGCACCUUAACUAUUAAAAUAAAAAAAGUAAAUCGAAACAUAACCAUGUGGUAAAUUUAAAAAUAACUUACUGUUUAUUAUUUUCAAAUAAUCAUUUUAAUAGCAAUAGUAAUUUUUUCGAAUGCGGAAUUUAUUUGAAAAAUUGAUAACGCCAGUGAAUAUAAAAAUAUACCGUAAUUUAAAGACAUCUCCAACAAUGGCGAAGAGUAAAUUUGAGUAUGUGAGGGAUUUUGAACGUGAAUAUAUUGGCAUGUCAAAUAACUGGAUCGUCGUAAGAGUAGAUGGCAAAAAUUUUUCAAAAUUUUCGAUUGAUCAUCAAUUUUUAAAACCAAAUGACAUUAGAGCACUGGAACUGAUGAAUCAUUCAGCGGCUGCUGUUAUGAAUGAAUAUCCUGAUAUUGUUUUGGCAUAUGGGCAAAGUGACGAGUAUUCGUUUGUUUUUAGAAAAGAAACCGAAACUUACAAUCGUCGAGAAUCAAAAUUACGGACGCUCGUGAGUACUCUUUUCGCGGCAACGUACGCGUCCCAUUUGCCAAAAGUUGGUUUAAUCAAUUUGAAAUAUCUGCCGUAUUUUGAUUCCCAAGUCUUACAUAUUCCGUCAAAUGAAAAUUUACGAGAAUAUUUGUCAUGGCGACAAGCUGAUUGUCAUAUUAACAAUUUAUACAAUACAUGUUUUUGGAAUCUAGUGCAGAGAAAAAAUAUGACCCUCGAGGAGGCACAAGAAGCUCUAAAAGGAACAGACACCAGUGAUAAGAAUGAGUUGCUCUUUCAUACUUUUAAUAUAAAUUACAAUAAUGAGCACGAAAUGUUCCGCAAAGGUUCCACGUUAAUUAAAAAAUCAUUACCCGAUGAUAAUGGUAAAUUUAAACCAACGGUAAUAACUUUAACUUGCGAUCUAAUAGGAGAUAAAUUUUGGGAAGAGAAUCCCCAAAUCUUAGAUCCUAAAGCUCACAAAAAUAAAACCAAAGGAGCUAAAAACGAAUGUUUCAGUUUGGAAUCAAUUGUCUCAGCAACCACAAAAAAAUGUCGUAAUUCAAAAACAUCUUUAAGAUUGGCAAUCACUGAUUCCGAGUACGUGCCAAAUUUUGAGCAUAAAAACAUUUGCCUGCCAAAUUGCUGGAUCGUCGUAAGAGUAGAUGGCAAAAAAUUCUCUAAACUUUCGAAUGAUCAUCAAUUUUUAAAACCAAAUGACAUCAGAGCACUUGAGCUGAUGAAUCAUGCAGCUGCUUAUGUUGUGAAUGAAUUUCCUGAUAUUGUUUUGGCAUAUGGACAAAGUGACGAGUAUUCGUUCGUUUUUAGAAAAGAAACCGAAGCUUACAAUCGUCGAGAAUCAAAAAUUAUGACAUACGUAAGUACACUUUUCGCGUUUGCGUACACGUACAAUUGGUCAAAAUUUUUUUCAAUCCCUUUGAAAUAUCCACCGUCUUUCGAUGCCCGAGUAAUUAUCUAUCCGUCAGACGAAAAUUUACGAGAUUAUUUGUCAUGGCGACAAGCUGAUGUUCAUAUUAACAAUUUAUAUAAUAUAUGUUUCUGGAAUCUAGUGCAGAAAAAAAAUAUGACUCCUGUGCAGGCACAAGAAGCUCUAAAAGGAACAGUCAGCAGUGAUAAGCAUGAGCUGCUCCUUCAUACCUUUAAUAUAAAUUACGAUAAUGAGCUUGAAAUGUUCCGCAAAGGUUCCACGUUAAUUAAAAAACUAUUACCCGAUGAUAAUGGUAAAUUUAAACCAACGGUAAUAAAUUUAACUUGCGAUCUAAUAGGAGAUAAAUUUUGGCAAGAGAAUCCCCAAAUCUUGGAACGUAAAGCUGAUGAGAAUAAAAUCAACGAAGCUAAAAAAAUACUUCAGUUUAAUGUAAAAAUUUCUUAAACGAAAAUAAAAUUUUUGAUACUUAAGUUUGUUUAAUAAACAGGUAAUUAAUUAAGCAGA
Microplitis demolitor is the source of this 1942-nucleotide messenger RNA. RefSeq lists its product as uncharacterized. The coding region runs from base 140 to 1882 and encodes 580 amino acids. The record is from RefSeq and is a predicted model, not a curated record. Gene Ontology annotation, molecular function: tRNA guanylyltransferase activity; magnesium ion binding. Lineage: Eukaryota; Metazoa; Arthropoda; Insecta; Hymenoptera; Braconidae. The transcript is spliced from 5 exons. Gene Ontology annotation, biological process: tRNA modification.